Molecule: messenger RNA, 330 nt
Organism: Pediculus humanus corporis (human body louse)
Lineage: Eukaryota; Metazoa; Arthropoda; Insecta; Psocodea; Pediculidae
Product: 10 kDa heat shock protein, putative
Exons: 2
Coding region: 1-330 (109 amino acids)
Cellular component (GO): mitochondrial matrix
Molecular function (GO): protein-folding chaperone binding; metal ion binding; ATP binding
Source: RefSeq, a predicted model, not a curated record
AUGGCAGCAGCUGUAAAACCACAAUUUGUACCAGCAUUGAAAAGAUUGGUUCCAUUAUUCGAUAGAGUUUUAGUACAAAGAGCUGAAGCUGUUACAAAAACCAAAGGUGGAAUUGUAAUACCAGAAAAAGCUCAAUCGAAAGUACUUCAUGGUACUGUUGUAGCUGUCGGUCCAGGUUCUAGAAAUCAAAAUGGCGAAUUCAUACCUCUUGCCGUGAAAGUAGGAGAUAAAGUUUUAUUACCAGAGUACGGAGGCACAAAAGUCGAAUUGGAAGAAAAUAAAGAAUUUCAUCUUUUUAGAGAAUCUGAUAUUUUGGCCAAAGUAGAAUAG